Drosophila ficusphila is the source of this 6010-nucleotide messenger RNA. RefSeq lists its product as uncharacterized. The record is from RefSeq and is a predicted model, not a curated record. The coding region runs from base 158 to 3406 and encodes 1082 amino acids. NCBI's taxonomy places the organism in Eukaryota, Metazoa, Arthropoda, Insecta, Diptera, Drosophilidae. The transcript has 8 exons.
AUUCACCGUUGUCCUUUCAUCUUUUGCCUGUGUGUGUGCGUGGGCGCCACAGUAAACGGAGGCGCAAAGGAUAUUAUGAGGGGGCAGACAACGGCGGCCGCAUUUGCGAAUAAGUCACUACUAUCCGUCCAUUUUUGUUAAGACUAGAGAAUCCACCAUGUUUGGAUCCAAGCUGCGCUCCUGGAUGGAGACGCACAUUGUGCGUCCCCGCAAGAAGGGCAGCAAGCACAAGCAUACGACCGCGGAGGUUGCCAAUUCCAGCUGCAAUAAUUCAAAGAAAGCGGGCACCCUGCCCCCACAGGGGAGCAAUGUCACAAGUCCGGUCCUGACCAGUAGCGGAAGCCACAGCAUCGCCAGUCCGGUGCGGAGGCGCGAGGUGUCGCCCAUUCAGUGUCACCCACCCAGCCGACGAUAUGGCUGGCAAUCCCCCGACGACGACUCGUACGUAAUAACUUCGCCAAAGUCGGACAAUUUGCUGUACGCUCCGAAAUGCUAUCAGCCCCACCAGCAGCAACACCAGUCAUCGCACCACUUGAGUGUGCCCAACAGCAAAGAAAAUUCUUGCACCGAGAAGUCGCCUAUCAGGGUAAACUGCUCCUCAUCCUCCAUAUCUUCGUUGUCCUGGUCAACAGGAUCCAAAGAGCCGUCAUCUGGCAAGCAAGCUACAUUCCGGGAGCAGGCUUUGAAUGAAGAAUACCACAUCCCACCCGAAGAUGAGGUGGAGUACGAGGAGGUCGGAGCUCUGCUUCUCCGCCCUCCAGCUCCUAUCCCAGCAAACCAGCAACGCCCGCAGUCUGAGAACUUUAGCGCCAUGCGUCUUACGUACGAGGAGGAGCCUAGGAAAAGCAACAACCAUGUGCGAUACGGCCGACUGUUGCCCUCCAAGCUGGCGACAGCUCAGCUAGCCGAGUCUUUAGACAACCUGACGGCUACGCCCCCUAAUCCCAACGUUCCUCCUUCAGGAUCACGGAUGCGAACUCCCCGGGGAAUGCAGCGCAGCAAUUUCAUGCCGGGACCACGUCCUCACAGCUUGCCCUCGCCGGAGAGCGCCUACUCGACGGGGUACUCCACAGACGGCACAUCACCGUGCGCCGCCAGCAACUACAAUCCGCCUGAGUACUACAUUAACAUGCGCUCGGGAACGCAUUACUUUCCAAAGAGCGUCAACUCCCUGGCCAUCGAGGCGCAGCGCUACAAGUUCGGGCUGAACCGCAUUGAGGAAAUGUCUCCUAUGGAUCCGCAGCCCAAGAGCAACUUUGCAAGUGCCAAUCAUGGCCUGGAGUCGUCACCCAGUCCACUGGCUCUGCGACAGCAGCCAAGGCUUUUCGAAUCUCCAUCGCCUAGACAGCGCUGUCGCAUAAGAACCAAUCCUUGGUACAACACGGCAGAGCACUUGCCAGCCUCUUCUGGCCCAACGCGCGUUGAGGUGGAUGCCGCCAGCAUCACUUCCACGACUUCGUCGGGCAUUAAGUCAAGCAAUGAGCUGGAAGUUCCGGUGGCCAAAACAACAGUAAACAAAGCAGAAAAGGGAGGUUCUCAUACAGCAACCCCCAACAGCCGAGGCACUCCCAGCAAGUCGGCCAAAGUGGCGGGUGUGGACACUGUUGGGGGAGGGGCUGGCGGUUCAACUGGAACUGGGGUCGCUUUCGAAUCCGAGGGCUCUUCGUCGUCGACUGAAGUGGAAAAUCUGCAUGCCCCACACACCAUAAAGCGACGUCACCUGGAUCAAGCCGAGACGACAACAACUUCAGCUCCUGUGGCAGCUGGUGGUGGCGCAGGGGCUACCACUACUUCCUUCGUGCUGAGUGAUGAUGAGGCCACCCUCAACGAGAUGAUUGGGAAGUUUGACGAGAGUUAUAUCUACGAGAAGGAGACUGACAUACUCAGCAGCGAUUCGGAUCUCACUGACUGUUGUGCAUCUGAGCUGGACACUGGACAGGAUGCCGGCGAUGAGUGCGACACAGACGAGUUGUUGGAUAUCGACUUUAUCGACACUUCUUCCAUGCAGGAGGUGGUACUCGACCGCCAGGAAUUGUCCCGAAAUUUGGGAAGCUGUCAUUAUUAUGCCAAUCAGCCCAUCAGUCCCUUAGUUAAACGCAAGACUUCAACCCGACUUCGUCGUAAGAGUGGCCAGGAGACCGGGGAAAGCUCCCAACAGCGCCGACGCAAGCGGUUUCUUAAGACGCGCAAGAAAAGCUGCGAAAACCGAGAGAAGCUUCCUUCCUCACCUCUUCGUGCGUCUCGCGGGUCCCGAAGUGUGGGAGGCACACCCGUCUGUUUGCGCCGAACCCUACUAGGUCCAAAGGAAAGGAUCUUUAAAACUUCUCCACUGUCAAAUCGCUCCAACUCACUGAUAUUUGGUAGCGUCAAUGAAAAAAACUCGAUGACUAUCGCAGAAAGCGAAAAAGCUCUUUUUAAGGCAGACUUGGAGGCUGAUAUUAAAUACAAGCAGCUCAUCAUGGAAGCUGAGUCCCUGCUUGAAUCUAUGAAGAACAGCUUGCAGAGUAUACCCAGGGACACACCAGUCGCCAGUCCGCGGCGGUUAAAUCCCUUGGCCAACAAGCGAGUGGAAAUGCUCAAAAACAGCGAGGUGGACCCAAAAAAACAGCCGCCGCUUUCUAAUACUCCUCCCCUGGAGCAUGAGUUAGCUGCAGCGAUAAAUAAGCGCAUAGAGAUGCUCAAGUUUGAGACUUCGUCAGCCUCUUCGCCACCCAACAGUCCUAAGCCUGGACGUUGCAGUCCUCGCAAGACUCACCUGACCAACUUUAUGAAUCAAAACGCCCCACCAGAGCUGCCGCCACGUAAAAUAAGCGCCAAUACCCCACCAGCUCCGCUCUCGCCACAGCUGCAGCUAAAUGGAAGACGAUUUCAAGAGAGUCCUAAAGAAAAGCGACGCAUAAUGACGGUGACCUCCACUACCACAACAACGGUGAUCAGCUUCAAUGGCAGCGAUUCUGAAAUGGAGUGCAUUGCAGUGGAGGAUAUUGGCAAUCAUAACUACUUGCCACAGCAUCAGCAGUCGGGCCCAAAAACAAAGCUGGAGGCACCAUCCCAAAGCCAAUUGCAGACAGAGUCACAAAUUAACAAUAACUUCUAUUGCCCACAUAGCGAGCCCUUGAAACGCAAGGUCUAUAGGGGAAGCUCUUCGUUUGAGCGUAUAAAGAAGAACUUCGACUUGGAGUUUGAUGCGGGCGGGCGAAACAAGUUGAAUAAGCGUUCGCAAAUUAAACUCUCUACCUCCGUGUCAGCCAAGAGCUCUAUGCAAGACGUGACCGUCGACGAGGCUAAGGGCCAGCCAAUGGGAGGUAGUAAUCGUAAGCAGCAACUCAUUCUUAAUACCAUUGUGGAUCUGAAGCGUAGCUUGGAGCAUCAGAGCCACCAGCUGAGUGGCCUAAAUGUUGAAUAGAACUGAGAGAAACAACUAAUAGGGCUAAGAUCAUCAUCAUACUUAUUCAUCAAACAAUAUUUAAACAGUAACUAGCUCGCUAAGACGUAAGAUAAAAGUCCAACCGAAUCCCUCAGACUAGACACAGAAACUGAGCGCAAUAACUUUCUAACUGAUAAGAAGAGACGAUUAUUUACACGAAUGGAAUAAUACUCAAGGGCCGUAGUAGAAUAAGUACUUAAAGGCCGUAAUUGAAUCUAUGGACUGGUGCAGAAAGUAAUGACGAAAUAUCUAUAGCAUGUAGAAAACUGUUUUUGAUGAAAUUUUUAUAUCAUAACCGCAGUAAGCCCAGCGAAAUUUUUUGUUUAUUUAUUUUGGAGUAAUUUUUACCUUUGAAACGUAACUUGAUAUAUUACAGAUUUUUUGAAUACAUUUUUUAUUUACCUUCACAAAUAAUUAGGAAAACAUAUUUUUUUUUUUUUUAAUUUUGAAGUUAUUCCAAAUAUGUUCUUAUUAUAUGUUUUGGAUGUGCCAAGUUGAAAUUGUGUUUUAAAUACUAAAACGUUGGUACUUCUCAUUUAAUUAUCCUACCAACUUAUACUAUCCUACCUUAGCUUUAACGCGUGAAUAUUACUAUACCAAACUACAUAAGUCAAUAACAGGCGAUAUUCCUUAGUUAAUUAACGAGUGUGUGUGUGAGUGCGUUAAUGUGAAACUACUAAAUGCAUAUCUCAAACAAACUCAAAGAAUUACUAGACUUGGUAGAAUCUUUCACUUAUUCAAAAGUAGUCCUUUAAGUAAACCAUAUUGCUAUCCAUCCAAACGAAAAUUUGUUAGCCCAAUUGUUUGUAGAUUAAUGAAGAAAGACUUUGUUUCACUGUUUCUGUUUCCUUAGUAAAGUAGAUCAAGAUUAUUGCCUUUUCAGUGCCAGAUAUUGGACGAAACAAGGCAAAAUUGAAAUGCACUUCAAUUGGUCUUACUAUGAAUUUAAUAUAUGUUGUAUUGGCAAGUUUUUAAUGAUUUACAAUUAGGGGUAAAUUGGUUGUAAUCGACUCAUGUAAUUACGAAUUAUGUUUAAAUUGUGUACCCGAUUAAUAUGCAUAUAAAAGCUGUAGAACCCACACAAAGAAUACAUAAUCUAACUGUAACGUGAUAAUAAACUUAAUGAAAGCCCCAAGACCAAAAUCGAUAUAUAUCCAAAUAAAAGGCAGAUAUGUAAGUAUAAAUUAGUCGCAUAUAGAGUAUAUCUCAUCAGUUAUGUUUGUCGUUUAUUGUUUUACACCUGUGUACUUCGUAGCUUUACGUACUUGUUUCUCAUUGAAAUUGCAAUUAGUUUUCAUUUUCGCUUGCGUACUAGUGCCUGCUUUUAGUGCCUCACGGCAGGAGGGGGGUAGUGGUCCGGUAUGCUGCGUUAAAUUUACUUAAUUAGUUUCACCUGCGACGCGACACUUGAACAUCGAACACGGAGCACGGAGCACCGACACCGACCGCUGGCCUGCCAAGCGAAAGACGCACGCCGCGAAAUCAAAAAUCCAACUCGAUAUUUUGAACUUUAAAUGGGCCGCUAAUGCGCAGUUCCGCCCAGCCCACUCUGGCUACUCGGACCUGCAGCUGUAAUGGGCUGGAAAUUUAUGCGCCCUAGAUACAAUUGGUUUUCCGAUUAAAGCGACCUUAAGACAAUCCAACGAGCUUUUGACAACACGAUAUACUGCAGAUUCACUCUCACUUCGGGGAUUUACACCUGUUUCGGAAGACUGAAAACUGAGUACCACGUGUAAAGUAGAUGGUAUUCGGUGUAGCUGGAUAUCCAUUAUCCUAUCGGUCUUAACUUAUAAUUACUGAACCCAUGUACUUUAAAGCCAAUAAAGGAUCAAUUUUUUGAACUCCUCCUAUCUUAAUUGCUCUUUCACGGUCGAUCAAAAGGCUAGCCAUCGUGGAAUUUCCAGAGACGCCGAUCCGAUCCCCGUUUCUUGUCAUCAUGUUCAUUAUUAUGUGAGGAGGUAAAAAUAAACCCGCACUGUUCUAAAAAUCCCCAGAGAAGCGUCGACAAUGGAAAAUUAGCAGACAGAUCAUGGACUGGCAGUCCGCUGCCUCCGCCGGUGCUAAUUGUGCAAAUGGGCCAGGGAGCGGGACAGGCGGGGAACGCCUGCUCGGCGGAAUACCAAUUGACCAGGCCACGCUUGAAACAUCAAAUCAGCCUUAAGUGGGCAAAAACACGCCUCAGACAGGCUCCAAAGUGGCCGGUGGCCCAGUGAAGGAGGCGCGACCCGCUCUGGCUGCGCCGGAGAUGCGCCCUAUAUGGCCAAACUGGUUUGGCUUCCACAAUCUGUGCGCUGGGGCCACUGGCCAGGAAGAGGAAUGCGAUCCGAAAGGCAGGGGCCGGUCCUAGAGCACACUUCCACUUUUGCUUCGUUUCUCUCUAGAAAGGUAUAAAGGUUCCAUGCCAAAGAAUGCUGCGAGUUAAUUUUGUUAUUUGUAGUGACUGCCUAGCUCCAGUUCCUUGGCUUCCGGGUAGGGUAUUCCUUAUGCGACUUGGCCCAACCAAUGCUGGGCCGAUUUGAGGCAGCAGUGCAGCUUUCGAUCUCGAUCUCGAGCGGCCAACGCGCCAAAAGCUUUGCGCCGAAG